Messenger RNA from Penicillium canariense, 549 nucleotides. Its product is annotated as hemerythrin domain-containing protein. The coding region runs from base 1 to 549 and encodes 182 amino acids. The record is from RefSeq and is a predicted model, not a curated record. The transcript has 2 exons. NCBI's taxonomy places the organism in Eukaryota, Fungi, Ascomycota, Eurotiomycetes, Eurotiales, Aspergillaceae.
AUGGCGGGCACGAACAGCAAAGUGGCCAGCUCUGAGAGUGCUGGUGGUCCUUUGCCUCCGCUUUCCGCGGGCGAUCUACGAACUUAUAAUCGCAUGUCCGACCAAAUGGACGCCUUCCAUAACCAUUUUCGCAUGACAUGGAAUCAGCUCUGGGAUGCGUGUGACUCUUCUGCGAAGCGCCCGGGCGGGCUUUCGGGGCGCCAGAUGAUCAUGAUGGGCCUUCAGUUUUGCUCCCAGCUCGACUUCCACCACUCAAUUGAAGAGCAACAUAUCUUCCCUGUGCUGGCAAAGAAAAUGCCUGAGUUUCGGAAGGAGCUUGACCUUUUGAAGCAGCACAAGCAGAUUCAUGCCGGGCUGGAGAAAUUGGAAUCCUACCUAGAGAAAUGCCGCUCUGGCGAGGAAGAUAUGCGCCGCGAAGAGGUGAAGCGCCUGAUGGAGGGCUUCGGGGGAGUGCUGUGGAAGCAUCUGGAUGAGGAGGUUCAGACGCUGAAGGCAGACAACAUGUGCAAGUACUGGUCGCUGGAUGAGAUGCGCAAGCUCCCGAUGUGA